AUGGAUGGGGAUACUCGUACAAAAGAGGGUGACUGGGUUACAGUUAGUAGAAAAGGCAAGGAAAAAGUGGGUAAAGGCCCCAAUUUGGUGAAAAAAAAAACCAAUGUAGCAAUAUGCUCCAAUUUGGUGAGUAAGAAAUUUUCUUUUGGGUCUAAUAACAUGCAUGCUGGAUCCUCAUCAAAUGCAAAGGUGAAUUCUUUAUCAAAUGCAAAGGUGGAGCAUAAGGAAAAGAAGGAUCCUCCAUCAACGCUUGGCUCUUUGGGAACAACUCAGGACCCGUGGGUGGUGGUUGGAGAUUUUAAUGAUAUUUUGAGUGUUCAUGAGGUGAAGGGGGGUAAUUUCUAUUCGAAUCGCAGUAGUGUCUUUGAAAGUACUCUAGAUUCUUGUGGUCUUUUUGAUCUGACAACCUCUGAAAGACGGUUUACUUGGUUCCAUAAAAUUCAAGGAAACAAAGAAAUUGCAAAGAGAUUGGAUAGAGCUUGCUGUACUACAGAAUGGCGCCUUCUUUUUCCAGAAGCUUUUGUUGAAGUUCUCAGCUGUUCCCACUCUGAUCGUUGUCCCCUACUUAUCCGAUGUCAAGGAGUUCCUAUCAAGAAAGGAAACCGGCCUUUUAGAUUCCAAGCAGCAUGGGCAACGCAUCUUGAUUACAAGGCCAUUGUUCAGAAAUCUUGGGAUAGUAUAAACUUUGGCAUCCAUAGGAAGUUGUUGAGGGUUCAAGAAGUUUCGUUGGAAUUCAACUCUACGGUCUUCGGCAAUAUUUUUAUUAAAAAGAAGGAAUUGGAGGCUUAUUUGAAUUGUAUUCAACGGAAAAUGGAAGCUGACGUUGAUCCGAUUUUGAAGCACAAAGAGGAAGAAUUGAGAGCUGAGUAUAAUCUAAUUUUGGCCCAGGAAGAAUUGCUUUGGUACCAGAAGUCAAGAGAUCAAUGGGUUCGGUAUGGUGAUAGAAAUACUAGCUUUUUCCAUAUACAAACUAUCCUUAGAAGAAAAUCUAACAAGGUUCAUGGGUUGCUGGUAAGUGAUGGGUCCUGGUCUGAUGAUCCAGAAAUUUUGCAAAGAGAGGUUGUUCAUUUCUUUAAAAAUAUUUUUUGCUCUACUGAGCCUAUUGAGGUUAAUUGCAUGGGAGAAAUUCCUAUGCCAUCUCUUAGCCAGGAUGCUUGUGAUAAUUUGACUAAACCAGUAACAAUGUUGGAGGUUAAAGAAGCUCUGGAUAAUAUGAGCUCGUUCAAAGCUCCUGAGCCAGAUGGUUUUCAAGUUUUUUUCUUCAAGGAAUAUUGGGAUGUGGUGGGUCAUGAGGUGUGGCGUACUGUUCAGAAAGCAUUCUUAGGGGAGACGUUAAGCCAUUCUUUGUUGGAAAUUUUGAUUGUUCUUACCCCUAAGUGCGACCCUCCAACUAGAUUGAAGGAUUUUCGGCCAAUAAGCCUUUGUAAUGUAAUUUAUAAGCUAGUGACUAAAGUGCUGGUUAAUAGAUUACGACCAUUUUUGGAUGAAAUUGUUAGCCCAACUCAGGGAGGGUUUAUACAUGGUAGAGGAGCGCCUGAUAAUAUUAUUGUGGCCCAAGAAGUUCUUCACUUUCUUAAGCGGACAAAGUCUAGAAAAGAAGCAAUGGCUUUUAAGAUUGAUUUAGAAAAGGCUUAUGAUAGAGUUGGUUGGAAUUUUCUUCAGCACACUCUUGAAUCUUUUGGCUUUCCUUCUCUAAUUAUUCGGCUUGUAAUGAAUUGUGUUCAGGCUUCAAAUCUUUCUAUCCUUUGGAAUGGGAAUAGAUUGGACAGCUUCCAACCUCGCAGAGGGCUCAGGCAAGGAGAUCCAAUUUCUCCUUAUUUAUUUGUUUUGUGCAUGGAGAGAUUGGCGUGCUUCAUUUCCAAACAAGUUGAUGAGGGUAUUUGGGAUGGUGUGGCUGUUUCUAGAGGGGGACCUAGAGUUUCUCACUUGAUGUUUGCAGAUGACCUCCUCCUUUUUUGUAAAGCGAAGAAAAAUCAAGUUCAGAAUGUUGUGCACACUUUGGAGUUGUUCUGCAAAGCUUCAGGUAUGAAGGUUAACAUUGAAAAAUCUAAAGCUAUUUGUUCUAGAAAUAUCUCUAAUAGAAGGAAGAAAAUGUUGUCUGGUGUUUCUCAUAUUCCUUUUACUAGUGACCUAGGCAAAUACUUGGGGGUGAAUCUUAAUCAUCCUCGAGCUGCUAGGUCUAUUUUUUUGGACUCUUUAGAGAAGAUCAAGAAUAGGCUGGCUAGUUGGAAAGGUCGGCUCCUUAACAGAGCAGGCAGGCUUUGCUUAAUUAAAUCUGUUGCUUCUUCUCUUCCUAUUUAUCAGAUGCAAGUGACUCUUUUUCCUACUUCGGUUUGUCAAAAGAUUGAUUCUGUGCUUAGACAAUUCUUGUGGAAGGGAAAGGUGGGGGAGCGUUGCUUAAAUUAUGUCAAGUGGAGCAAAGUUGUCACUCCAAGAAAAUAUGGAGGCUUGGGAAUUAGAGAUACCCAAUGUGUAAAUUUUGCUUUAUUAGGAAAGCUUGUUUGGCAAUUACUGCAUAAUAAAGAUAAGCUUUGGGUAAGAAUUAUGUUGGCAAAAUAUUUAUCUGGGAGGUCUUGCUUUUCACCCAAUUUUUCUAAUAAUGUUUCAAGCACUUGGCGAGCGAUUUAUAAGACAAUAGAAAAGCUUCGUGAUGGUUUUGAUUGGUGUACAGGCAGUAUGUCUCAAUCCUUUUUGUAUCAUGCUUGGCGACCAAGUGGAACGCUAGCUCCUUUGGUUCCUUUUGUGCACAUCUCUGAUUCUCACUUGAAGCUAGAAGAUGUCUGGCACCAUGGACAUUGGCGGUGGGAUAUUCUUUACACAAUAAUUCCGGAAGAAGUUAAACUUGAUUUGAUGCUCUUUGAUCCUAUCAAGCAGGCAGGAGAUAAAACAGGUUGGUUUUGGACAAACUCAAAUACUCUUACCUACUCGACUAAUAGCGGGUAUGAAUGGCUAUUGAAGAAGAAAUUUGGCUGGAAUGAUAAUGAAAAUUGGCUUUGGCUUUGGCGCUUGAGAAUUCCAGAGAAGAUAAAGUGUCUGCUCUGGCUUUGUCUCAACAACGGAGUUCCCACAGCUAGUUACCGGUUUCAAAGAGGUCUUGCUACUUCUGAUUUUUGUCAGAGAUGUUAUCUUGCUCUAGAGAAUAUUAACCACUACUUUAGGACUUGCCAAAAAGCUCGUCAGAUUUGGAUUAGCUUAAAUUUGAGAAUGACCGCUGAGGACUCUAGUUUAGAUUUUGUGUCUUGGAUUCGUUCUAAUCUCAACAAAAAUAAGUUUCUCUUUGCAGCGGCCUUUUGGUGGAUUUGGAGGGAUAGGAACAAUGACAUCUUCCAUCAAGAUGAUCCAUGGAAUAAGGAGAGAAUUGUUCACUUAGUUCAACAUGCUACUCGAGAUUUCUCUAAGAAAUCACUACUGGAAAGGAAACGGAAGAAUAUUUCGCAAAUAACAACCAGAAACGAACGAAAACAGCAACAAAGACUACCAAAGCAAAACACAACAAGAGAAAUGGCAACAAUGAAGGAGAAGGCACAUUAUAACAAAACUCAUUACUGCAGAUGCCAAACAAAGGCAAUAGUAACAGUAUACAGGAAAAUGAGUCAAGAAAAGAAAGAUAUAGUGGAAGAAAUGGGAUUUGGUGCCCUGGCAAAUGCCCCAGAAAUAAACGUCUAUAAUGCCCUGUUGAAAGAAUUGCUUGAUCGCUUUGAUGAAGAGAAAGGAUGCCUGAAAAUUCUCUAG
Molecule: messenger RNA, 3732 nt
Organism: Arachis stenosperma
Lineage: Eukaryota; Viridiplantae; Streptophyta; Magnoliopsida; Fabales; Fabaceae
Exons: 5
Coding region: 1-3732 (1243 amino acids)
Source: RefSeq, a predicted model, not a curated record